AUGGUCAUGGAUCCGAGGACUGGUGACAGAACCCUCACUGUUCCACCACAUACUGGCGACACCGUCCUCCCAAACCUGCCCUUCUUCGAGAAACUGCUCCGCUAUGCGCAUCGCCGAUCGCCGCCAAUCGCAAUCAGGGACGUUAAUGCCGGAAUCGAGAGAACAUAUUUGCAGCUUCUGACCGAUGCGAUCGCCCUGCGGCGGGUGCUAAAAGGCACCCUCAAUCAGAAAACUCUGAAACAGCUCGAGAAUGAUGAAGAGGUGUUCAUUGCGCUAGUUGCGCCAGGUGGGUAUGAGUAUGCCGUUGGGUUCAUCGCAAUUCUUGCUUUGGGGGCUGCCGUGGUGCCAAUAACACCUGCUCUUCCCGUGCAAGAAGCGAAAUCGCUUGUUCAGCGCGCUCAGUGCGUUGCCGUCAUAUCCUCGAACGAUGCAACGCCCCUGGCGCAGGGCAUCAAGGAAGCCAUCAGAGCCUCAGACCCGAACAAAGCCAACCUACCACACGCGAUAGUCUCCCAUUCCCUACAACGAACCCAACUGCCAGCUUCCUCCCUUACAAUCUCGUCGAGCCCCGUCCCAAACAUGAACAACGCCGGCCUGGUCAUCUUCACCAGCGGGACAACCGGUCCACCCAAGGGUGCCGUUCAACGAAGAAGCUACAUCAGCUCCGCAGCCGAAGACGUAGCCGAUCAUUAUCGCCUGAAUGAAUCAGACACAGUCUUGCAUUUGUUGCCAGUUCACCAUGCCACUGGGAUAGGUGUGACAUUUUUACCGCUGCUUGUCGUCGGUGGGUGUAUUGAGUUCCGCAGUGGGAGCUUCGAUCCCGCUUGGACAUGGGAGCGCUUAAGGCGCAACGCAACCGCGAAUGGCUGCCAGAGGCUUACUGUCUUUUCUGGCGUACCGACGAUAUAUACGCGGCUUAUGCGAUAUUUCGAGACGCAUAUUGCCCCCUUGCCGAUCAACGAGCAAGAACACUAUAUUGCUGGGGUGCGAGAUGUAAGGGUCUUUCUCUGUGGGACUUCUGCGCUCCCGCGACCGAUCCAGGAUUUCUGGACGAGAAUGCUUGAUGGGCGGCAGAUUCUGACGAGAUACGGCGGGACCGAGUUCCACACUGUGCUCAAAGCUGAUAUCGAUGGUUCGAGUCCGGCGAAUAGCGUGGGACGGGUCUCUCCAGGCGUUGAUUUGAAACUGUCAAAUGAAGGAGAAAUACUUGUCAAGGGACCGAAUAUGUUCUCCAAGUACCUCAACGCCCCGGAAGCGACCGCAAGCGCGCACGAUGAGGAAGGUUAUUUCAGAACAGGUGAUAUUGCAUUUAAGUCAGGAGAGAACUACUUCAUCCAAGGGCGCGCUUCGCUCGAUAUUAUCAAGAGUGGGGGAUACAAGAUCUCUGCACUCGAUAUCGAGCGGGAAGUACUGGGGUUGGAGUAUGUGUCCGAAGUCAUGGUUGUUGGUGUCGAGGAUGAGGAGUUUGGGCAGCGGGUCGCCGCCGUUGUUACCCUGAAAGAUUCAAUAGAGCCUAGGGGGUUGAGAUUGCAGGAGUUGAGAAAAGACCUUAGAGGCGUGCUUGCUGGGUACAAGAUGCCAACUGUGCUGAGGAUAGUGGACGGGGAGAUACCGAAGGGUGCAACCGGCAAGGUGCAGAAGAAAGUGUUGAGGCCCAGGUAUUUCCCAGAUGGGUGGAGGAGUUGCAAAGCAGUGCAAAUUUGGGAUCCGGUCCAGGCAAAAGCAAAGUUGUAG
Messenger RNA from Aspergillus mulundensis, 1734 nucleotides. RefSeq lists its product as uncharacterized. The record is from RefSeq and is a predicted model, not a curated record. Gene Ontology annotation, molecular function: medium-chain fatty acid-CoA ligase activity. NCBI's taxonomy places the organism in Eukaryota, Fungi, Ascomycota, Eurotiomycetes, Eurotiales, Aspergillaceae. Gene Ontology annotation, biological process: fatty acid metabolic process. The coding region runs from base 1 to 1734 and encodes 577 amino acids. The transcript has 2 exons.